This is a messenger RNA of Symbiodinium sp. CCMP2592, 2709 nucleotides long. The record is from the annotation of a GenBank genome assembly. Lineage: Eukaryota; Dinophyceae; Suessiales; Symbiodiniaceae.
AUGGAUGUUCCGCCCUUCCCAAACUUUCUUUUCGUUGUCCAGUGCAACAUUAUGUGCUUCGACAGAAGCUUAAGUUAUCUCUCUGAUGGAGCUACGAUCCUGGUGUGGACCCUUUCCGAUGCCGAGCACUCGGAACGAGAAGGGGCACCGCAUGAGGAUGCUCGACUGCUCGAUUAUCGGGUCAAACGAGGCCCAGCUCAACGAUCAAAGAUCUUCGGAGCUUGGGUGGCUGACAAGAAAACUGAGAACUGUGACCGGCCGAGACACUCCGUGAUCGCUACAAGCCGAGAUAAGGUGUUGUUCAAGAAGUUGCUGGAGGCCGACAUGGUGUUUCGCGAGUCGGAGAUCUAUGGGGUCUUUGUGGGACUCACCAAGAAGUCCGGGAAGGAAUUGAACGAGAAAAACUUCUCGGCGGAGGAGAGGAAGAUGUUCGACGGUGCCAAAGUGGUUGAGAUUGAGAACUUGACGAACCAGAAUGCGAUAGAGUUCGUCGCUACCAAAGAAAAGGCCGACCGGGCUCGUCGCGAAGAAGAGGACCGAAUUGUUCCUUCAAGGUUUGUGCUGACAAACAAAAGGCAAGAAAUCGGUGGGAAGUGGCGUGCGAAAGCACGAUGGAUACUUCUGAGACAUCGGGAUCCAGAUGCUCUGGAGAUGGACCGAUUGAGUGCUGCGCCAACGGUGAUGUUGGCAUAUCAGAUUCUGGCGAGCAUGCGGUACCGGCUGCUGAUCAUGGACGUGACGACUGCUUUUGGCCAAAGUGAUCCACAGACGAGACCACAGGGCAACCUCUACGCUUCGCUGCCAACCAGCGGGAUCCCAGGGCGCCCACAGUGGUCGAUCAUUUGGGUCGUGAACGCUGUCUAUGGCCUCGUGAAUGCGCCGUCGAGUUGGCGGAAAACUGUGGUUCGAUAUCUCAUCACGCUCGGGUUCCACGAGAGUGUCUACGACCCCUGCCUGUUCUUCCUUCCCUUUGAUGAGGCAGACAAGAAUGCCGGUGCCCAACGCGGAUGCGCAGGGUUGGUGUUGCUGGAUGUGGAUGAUUUCGCUAAAGGAGGCAACGAACGGCAUGGCCGACUCAUGGAAGAACUCAGGGGGCGGUUCCGCUUUGGGAAAUGGCGAGAGGUGUACAAGUACUACGGCGAGUACCUCGGGAGGACUGUGAGACAGCUGGAGAACUUCGAGAUCAGGGUUGACAUGGAACGAUACAUAGUGGAAAAACUCAAGCCGGUGGUGUUCGCCCGUCGGAGACUCCAAGAUGGAGAUGAUGCUCAUUUGACCGAGCAUGAGGUGAGUCUGCUUCGAGGAGCUGCCGGGUCCCUUCUAUGGGUGGGAAAAGAGUGUCGUCCCGACUGUGGAGCGGCGUGUGCCAUGUCCAUGUCGUGGGGCUCGAAGCCGCCCACAAUCCGCCAUGUCAAGGCCGCGAACAAGGCGAUAAGUGAGCUUCAGCGGACGGCCAAGACCUUUCUUCGAAAGCCACAAGGUGGCUUCAUCGUCGCCUAUGUGGACAAAACGAUCAUGGAUGGUGAAUUGGUGCGGACCAGCAUCCGAUGCUGGAAAAGCCAUAAGCUCCGGCGUGUGGUGAAGGCAUCCUUGGGUUCCGAAGCUGCACACGUGAUGGAUGCUUCCCGAUAUGGGCCGGAUUUGUCUGCCGUGGCAGUGCGUCAGCCGGAUCCCCAGGAUCCAACGAUCAUGGUGACGGACGCUCGGGCCCUCUACGACCUCUACAACAGACGGAGUGGUGCUGCCGGCCUCGACAGAAGGGCUCAGAUCGAUGUGGCAGUAUUGGCCACGUCGGCGAAGGUGCUUGGCGCACGAGUGUUUUGGCUGCCGGGCUUGUACAUGUUAGCCGAUGCCCUCACCAAGCGAUUGGGAAAUUCCCAAUUGGCCAGAUUGGUCAUGGCUCUGGGUCUAUACGGUCUGUCAUGUUAUCCUAGUGUGCCAUCGUUGACCAUUGGGCAUGUUCCUGAAAGCAACUUGGACGUCCGAACCGCUGCCGCGACAGGUGGCUCCAAUUUUGCUCUUAGUGAGAAGAUGUUUCAUAUCAAAGCUUGUCGCUCAACGGACGGCAUGGCAGGCUCGUCGCAUGUGGACCUAUCAAUUUCGGACGUGAUUCGCCAGCUCCGGGAGCAAGGCGUGUUUCAGCGCGUCUGGCGUCACGUCAUGGUAGACUUGGCUUGGCGGCAAAAGGGCCAGAAGUGUGCGGUUGGGCUCAGAGGGACGGAGAGCGAGGGAAGGUGGCUGGCUUGUGAGCCCUGGGAAUACCACCUGACAGCCAACUUCUCCUCGGUUUUGCCGUCAAUAGAAAAUCGCGACGGCCUGGUGGGUGAUGGCCUGGGCAAGUCCAACAUCGCAGUUUGCGUCUUGGGAGCUCCCCGCACUGUGGUGAAGACCUACGAAAGCAUUCGCGAGAAGGUGGUUGACACUCUGAAAGGCGACGCCUUCAUCUAUGUGCCGUUCUCGGGCACUUUCACCCCUGCGUUGGAGGAGGACCUCAGGGCACUGGGCCGUGCAGUCACUGCCAUAGUUGUUCCAGACGUUGACCGUACCACCUUCGAGGCAUACCGAACGGACUCAGAGAGAAUUUUACGAUCCCAGGCUGUGGAUGCUCUACUCAAAGGCGAAUGGGCCUUGGAGGGCCCCGAUGUUUCGCCAAAUGGGCAGCAGCAUGUCCGGUCCUCGGCUUUGGAACACGAGUGGCCCGAAUCGUAG